AUGAUUAGGAUUUUUCGGAGGAUACGGGAGAUCCAAGACUCUCUCCCUGACGAUGUCCUGCUACCCCUUAAGAGCUACAAGUACUCGAGCGUGGAUAAAUCGUACAUCUCGAAUUAUAUCCUCAGACAUUACUGGAAUGCUUUCGUCGAAGUACUGCCGCUUUGGAUGGCGCCGAACAUGGUCACCCUCCUGGGGUUCCUGUUCAUCGUGGGCAACGUCAUGCUUAUAGAGAUAUUUAUGCCUGACCUCAUUGGACCGGGACCGUCUUGGUUGUAUUACAGUUUCGCAUUAGGAAUGUGGAUGUACUCUACGCUUGAUAACGUUGAUGGAAAACAAGCGCGAAGAACCGGGACCUCAAGUGGACUAGGAGAGCUUUUUGACCAUGGGAUUGACUCCCUCAACUGCACGCUUGCUAGUCUCCUCGAAACCGCGGCAAUGGGCCUAGGAUCCUCCGAACUCGGUGCCUGGACUGCCAUUGUGCCCUGCCUUGCCAUGUACUUCUCUACCUGGGAAACCUUUCACACCCAUACGCUCUAUCUUGGAUACUUCAACGGCCCUACCGAAGGCCUUUUGAUUGGAAUAGGCAUCAUGAUUGCGUCUGGCUGGUACGGACCCCAGAUUUGGUCACAGCCCAUCGUUGAAUUUCUAAACUUCCCGAGCCUCUUCGGCAACAAUUCUGUGAAGGAUCUAUGGGCUCCGCUCCUCAUUGGAUCGUUCUUCCUAGGCCACCUGCCCGGCUGUGUUUACAAUGUCAUCUCUGCUCGUAGAAGCCAGAACCUCCCCGUUGCUCCCAUCUUCAAGGAGUGGAUUCCGAUGGUCAUCUUUACCGGAUGCAACAUCGCAUGGCUUUUCUCCCCAUAUUCGUCUAUUCUCUCCGGCAACCGACUAGUGUUGUUCUGCUGCACGAUGUCCUUUGUCUUUGGACGGAUGACCACAAAAAUUAUCCUUGCACACUUAUUGAGACAACCAUUCCCCCACUGGACAGUAUUCCAGACUCCUCUUAUCGGCGGUGCUAUACUCGCCAAUCUUCCGUUCCUGGGCCUCCCUGCAAUUAGCGCCUCGUUCGAGCUUCUUUACUUGCGGGUGUAUUUCCUUUUCGCAUUUGUCGCUUACAUGUACUGGGCAGUGCUGAUCAUUAAUCGCAUCACAACAUUCCUUGGCAUUAAUUGUCUAACAAUCCGCCGAGACCGAUCAUCCGAGAGAGAACCCCCGUUCCGCAGCCUCGCAACAGAUAAUUCCGACAGGGGAAGCAUCAAAAGCCACUAA
Messenger RNA from Aspergillus puulaauensis, 1266 nucleotides. RefSeq names its product sn-1,2-diacylglycerol cholinephosphotransferase. Gene Ontology annotation, cellular component: membrane. Gene Ontology annotation, biological process: phospholipid biosynthetic process. Bases 1 to 1266 code for a protein of 421 amino acids. Gene Ontology annotation, molecular function: phosphotransferase activity, for other substituted phosphate groups. Lineage: Eukaryota; Fungi; Ascomycota; Eurotiomycetes; Eurotiales; Aspergillaceae. The record is from RefSeq and is a predicted model, not a curated record. The transcript has 6 exons.